Molecule: messenger RNA, 2302 nt
Organism: Chiloscyllium plagiosum (whitespotted bambooshark)
Lineage: Eukaryota; Metazoa; Chordata; Chondrichthyes; Orectolobiformes; Hemiscylliidae
Source: RefSeq, a predicted model, not a curated record
AAUCCUGUCUCUCAGAAUCCUCUCCAAUAAAAUUUGCCACCCUCCAAUCAUCUGGCACUACUCAAAUGCACAGUGAGAAUGCAAACAUCAUCACCAAAGCUGCAGCAAUCUUUCCCCUUACUUCCUGCAGUAACCUCAGGUAUAUCUCAUCUGGCCCGGGGACUCAUCUAAACUCAUGUUUUUCAAAAUUUCCAGCACAUCCUCUUUCUUAACAUUUUUGAACAGAGUGGCGAUGAAUGAGGAUGGAGAGAAGCGAGGGCUGCCGGGUAUGUCAGUUUUCCCACUUAAAAAGGGAUUUACCUCGAGGCCCGGUCAGGCCCCCAUUUUGAACAGAGCGGCGAGGACAGAGGGCGGAGAGAAAUGAGGGCUGCUGGGAAGUUUUUAAGUGGUUGAAAUCUAAACCCGAGAUCCUACACCGUAGUACCUCCAUCCCAAAGUCUGUAAACUUGUCAGAAGCAUUUCUUUGCAGUCACAGUGUGAAUGUUGCGGAUGGACUAUUACGCUCCUCCAAGGGAAAUACAGCUGCGAACAGCCACAGAGAUAUCCAGGGAAGUGGUUGACAAUCAUUCACUGAAUGGAAGGGAUGGUGUGCAGGAUUUCCUGUUGAGUUUCAUAGAUCGCAUUCCACAAAUGAAAAAUUUCAGCAAGGAGCUAUGCGAGAUAGCCAAUCACAUUGACGCGUGUCACAGAGAUGUGAACAUUGCCAAGAUCACUGGGUCUUCAGCAGGUGUUACAGGAGGAAUUCUGGCCAUUGGUGGAUUAAUUUAUUCUCCUUUUACUUUUGGUACAUCGUUGGCUCUCACUGGGGUGGGAAUUGGGCUGCGUGCAGCUGGUGGUGUCGCUAACAUUGGAGCCUCUAUUACUGAUCAUGUUAAACAAAAGAAAGGCUCUGGAAGGUUUCAAGAAAUCAUAGAACUCUAGAAAGAAGACAGCAAAAUCAUGUCAGCGAACCCGCGUCAGGUACAGCAGAGAGUUACAUUAUUGAUGGAAAACAGAGAGGAGCCUAUAUCCAGAAGCAUAGUGAUUGGUGGAACUCAGGCUGCUGCCAAGAGCUUGAAUACUGUUCUUGUGACCUCAACUGUGAUCGAAAAUGCUUGAAGAGCAGCCAAAGCUGUGUCAGGGGUUCUGUCAGGAGUUCUCGUGCUGUGGGACAUGUAUCAUCUAGUGAAGGAUGCAACGGAGCUUAAUAAAGGAAGUAAGACUCAACUGGCUCAGGAAAUAAAGAAGGCAGCUGACACUACGGAUGAGAAAAUAGGGGAGUAUGAAAACGCUUAUCGAGAAAUAGUGAAAGUUGCAAGUUUCAACUGGUGAUGGGUGAUUAGCGAAAUUUCAAACCGCCAAUAUUUGUACCAACUCUCCCCAAAUCAUUUGAAGUAUUUCUCAUGCUUUGAAGAUUGCUACAUUAAGGGGAAAACAUUUAAACAUGGGUGUGAAAGUUAACUAGUCUCAGGAAAUGCUUUUCUUAUCUCUAAAAAUCCUAAAAGAAAUAGAUUACCUGCAAGAUAUUAGUUAAAAAGUGCUAUCAGUAUGAGAAGCUGUAAAACUUUACGUAUAACUAUUAUAAUAGGAAUUAACAUUUUUAAUCUUACAAUAGUUGGUUAGAGCCAGUUGUUUUUUGUAUUUUUAUGGAUAUAGGGGCGGGGGGGCAUGGUGCAGGUGGAAAAUAUAAGAAUAAUAAGAGAAUUUGAUUGAGACAGCAAAGGAAUACAAGGGGCAACAGAUUCAAACAGUCCUGAGGGAUAAGCAAGUCUGGACAGGUCCAAAGGAGUAUAUCCAGGAACCUUGGACUGCAAAUUAAUAGAUGCAUAAAAGGAUUCCAAGGCCUGGAGAUUCUAAUGUCUGUUAAACACUGUGAGAUCAUGUGAACUUGGGGCUGUCCAUUGGAAUGCCCAUCAUUGUUUAGGCGUUUCACAAUAGGGGGCUGGGUGUAUUGAAUAAGGGCAAGGUCACAGUGACCACAUUGUAUAUGAGGUUUGUAACACAAAAUGUACAAAAAUGCUGUAUUUUACUGUAAAAACCAAUGUCUUUGAGCUGAAGAUUAAGAGAAUGAUCAGGCUCUUAUGAUGAGGCUGGAUUCGGAGAAGAUCUUUGGUCCUCUCUCUGCAUGAAGUUGCUGCUUGAACAGGAAUAAAGUCUGCCACAUAACCGAAUCCUGCCUGCUUUCUGAGUCUUUGUCCUUGGUCUAGAGAGCGGGGGUGGGGGUGGUUACGCUCCAAAAACAGCAAACUUAUCACCUUGCCUGGUUCCCCUCCAUAUUCACAUCCUUUCACUGUGGAGAUACAGAGAUGAGGGUGCAGCACCU